UUUUCUCUGGUGUGCUGCUGCUGUAGGAGUGGGCUGGUUCUGUGUCUUGGAGUCUUCCUACAGAGGAAAGACGAAGUUUCGUACCAGUUGUGCUUCCAAUCCAGUGGAGGUUUCAAUAGCAGCGGCGCGGCAGGGGAGGGACGCACUGCCAGCGCUCAGGAUACCCACUCAUACACAUUCGCACACACUCUCUCACACACUCCUGUCCACUAGAGACCAGUUAAAUCCGCAAGAAAACUGCAAACACGCACCAGAGCAGUCGUCUAAUCCGAUGGAUAGACACCAACAAUAGAAGUGAAAACUGAGGGAACUACUGGACACUAUAGAGGACAACUUGUGUUUUGAUUCUUCUUUUAAAUCGACAAAGCAUUUUUGAAAUCUUGGUGAUAUCAGAGUGGAUUUGAGAACACGAAGCUCCUCCAUCACUUAACUUCGCCGUUUCAUAUUCGGAAAGGUCCAGAUCCUGUGUGGUUCCAUCCUUGGCUCCCAGGCUUCCAUAUACUCCACUCCCUUCAAUCCCCAUAUUGGCCCUGAAGCGACAGCCGUGGUGGAGCGCGCUACUGAGGACCUACCAUAAAUCUGCCUUCAGUCAUCCUUAAAGAAAACACACAGAGGCUUCAGAAUGAGGCAGUGUAAAGGUUGGAGUGUGCUGCUGCUGCUGGUGGUGCUUUUGACGCUGGGAGCUCUGGCCCAGAAACUGCCCACAAGAGAUGAAGGGCUCUUCCAAAUGCAGCUCAGAGACAAGUCAUUGUUCCAUGACUCCUCCGUCAUACCAGAUGGAGCUGAGAUCAGUGGCUACCUGUUCAGGGACACACCUAAAAGGUACUACUUUGCGGUGGAGGAAGACAACACACCUCUGUCUGUGACCGUGACACCUUGUGAUGCUCCUCUGGAGUGGAAACUCACUCUGCAGGAGCUGCCAGAAGAGGCCAGCGGAGAGGGAUCAGGACAUCCUGAACCUCUGGACCAGCAGAAACAGCAGGUGACAGUAGAUGAAGGGACGGAGCUCUUUACCUACAAGGGUAAUGAUGUGGAGGCCUAUGUGGCCACCAGCACGCCCUCUGGCCUCUACCAGCUGGAGCUGCUGUCCACAGAGAAAGACAGCAACUUCAAGGUGUACGCCACCACAACCCCAGAGUCUGACCAGCCCUACCCGGAGCUGCCCUAUGACCCUCGUGUGGAUGUGACGGCCCUGGGUCGUACCACUGUCACCCUGGCCUGGAAGCCUACGCCUACGGGCUCUCUCAUGGGCCAGCCUGUCCAUUAUUGUGUGGUAAUCAACAAGGAACACAAUUUCAAGAGCAUGUGUGCUGCUGAAGCUAAGAUCAGCACUGAUGAUGCCUUCAUGCUGGCUCCAAAACCUGGCAGAGACUUUAGCCCUUUUGAUUUUGCGCAUUUUGGCUUUGUUCCCUCUGGCAGUAGUUUUGGUAAGGACAGAGGGCCGACAAGUAACAAGAUCUCACGGAUGCUCACAACCAAGCCCAAAGCAUCAGACAUUCAGAAGGUGUGUAUUGGCAAUAAAAACAUUUUCACUGUGUCAGAUCUGAAACCGGACAUACAGUACUACUUUGAUGUGUUUGCUGUGAAUACUGCUACCAACACCAGCACCGCAUAUGUGGGAACCUUUGCCCGCACUAAGGAGGAAGCUCGUCAGAAGACAGUAGAGCUGAAGGAUGGCAAAGUGUCAGAUGUGUUCAUCAAGAGAAAAGGCAGCAAAUUUCUGCGCUUUGCUCCCGUGUCUUCCCACCAGAGGGUCACUCUGUUUGUCCACACAUGUCUGGAUGCCGUGCAAGUGCAAGUCAGGCGGGAUGGCAAGUUGCUGCUCUCCCAGAAUGUGGAGGGGGUACGGCAGUUCCUGCUGCGAGGAAAGCCCAAAGCUAAGUAUCUGAUUCGCUUGCGAGGUAGCAGGAAAGGAGCCUCCACUCUCAAGGUGCUAGCCACCACAAGACCCAGUAGCAAGCAGCCCUUCCCUUCGCUUCCAGAGGAUACCCGCAUCAAGGCCUUUGACAAGCUGCGCACCUGUUCCUCUGUCACUGUGGCCUGGCUGGGCACGCAGGACCGCAACAAAUACUGCAUUUACCGUAAGGAAGUGGCUGAUAAUUAUGGUGAGGAGCAGCGACGCCGGGAACAGAACCAAUGUGCUGGGCCAGAGACCCGCAGGAAGUCAGAAAAGGUCCUCUGCAAGUACUUCCACAGCCCGAACCUGCACAAAGCUGUCACUACAGAGACCAUCACAGGUAUGGAACCAGGCAAGACAUACCUCCUGGACGUUUAUGUGGUGGGACACAGUGGUCACUCAGUGAAAUACCAGAGCAAACUGGUCAAAACAAGGAAAUACUGCUAAAUGACUUUGUAAAAAAUAAAUCUAUUAUAAAUAUAUAUAUAUAUUAAAUAAGUUUAUUUAACUCUAAGUGAUAUUCUACUAAGGAGUGUAUACAGACUGAUUACUCACACAGCUCAUGGGCCUAUGGCAGUGACUGAGCUGUUUGUAGAGAGAGAUAUCAACCUGUAUAUUUAUGUUUACAUUUCAUUGUGGCACGUCUGGGUGGCCCAUAGCGUGAGCUGCUUUGUUUCCAGGCUUGUCGUCUUGACAUCGUGUUGCCAAUGGGGAGGCAGAACUUCAAAGAAGAUCAUCUUUCAUCGUGUAUGUUUCUUUGUUGCUGCAUGGCAUUUGCUUUUGUCUGUCAUAUUUGUCUGUUCUUUCAUUUCCAAAUCACAUUGACCCAAGGAGAUCCAGUAGCUGACUGUAUUCUAUAGAAUUCUCACAGCAUAUUCACUACCUGUUUUAGGAGAAAUUUAAAUUAUUUUAUACUGUUUGUCUCUCUUUUUGUCUGUUUUUAUUGAUGACAAUAGUAAGUGAUACAAGGAAGUUCCAGGUUUAUGAGAAAAUUGUCAUAGGUCAGACAUUCCCUUAUGUAUUUCAGCCACUGUUUGCUCUAGAGCCCAUCUUGUAAAUGUGUUCAGUGCUGGAGAUCUGUGUUAUUAUCACUGUAUCGCUGUGUGUGCGCGUCACAUGUACAGAGUUGUCCUUGCAAUAUCCAUGUACAUAAACACUAAAUAUAGAACAAGUAAUCCCUGUGUCACCCUGGGUGUCAUGUUCUUUUGCCAAGCAGUUAACAUCACAAUCAUGGCUCUGAAAUGAAAGAGCACACUGCGUACUGUGUUCAUAGACUCAGACGCUUAUAUUAGGGUUGUGUAAGCAAAACUUGAUACUUGGAGAUUUUGAAUUGAUGACUUGAUCCUAAAAAGGAUUUGUGGCAAGAAAAGACUGACAGAGGCUGAAUUAUUUGCUGGAAAUAACUUGUAAGACUUAUUUUCCCAGAUCACACAAGUUGUGCUUAAGCUCCUCGAGAAAAAGUAUUACCUCUUGUCAUCAUCAUUUGCAGUUAAAUCUGUCUCACUGAUGUACAUUUUCCUAGAUGUACAGUAAUAAAUCCAUGCAUCUUA
Messenger RNA from Monopterus albus (swamp eel), 3447 nucleotides. RefSeq names its product neuron-derived neurotrophic factor (gene ndnf). NCBI's taxonomy places the organism in Eukaryota, Metazoa, Chordata, Actinopteri, Synbranchiformes, Synbranchidae. The record is from RefSeq and is a predicted model, not a curated record. Gene Ontology annotation, molecular function: protein binding; heparin binding. Gene Ontology annotation, biological process: extracellular matrix organization. The transcript is spliced from 5 exons. The coding region runs from base 623 to 2344 and encodes 573 amino acids.